AUGGCACCAGGACCUGAUAAAAAAGGUAAGGCUUUGUGGAACCUAGAGACAGAGAGAUAAAGUGUUUUAGCCUAGAUUACACUCUGUUUACGUUUAGUAUGGUGUUGCACACUAUCUUAUAAUAAAUAUAACUCUAUGUCACUAGUUUAUGUAAAUUUCUUCACGCCUUGUUUUAGAUAAGGACAAAAAACCGGAGAAAGCCAAAGCCAAAACGCCAAAGGAUAAAGAAUGCAAGACCAAGGCCAAGUCGCCAGCGGGAAAGCCUCAUCCUGCCAAGCUAGUCGCUCCAGCCAAGCCCUACGAACAAAGUGUCUACGGAGAAGUGGAGUACUCGAUCAAGACCAUUCCAACUGAAGUCAACGUAGGUCUUUCACUUCCUUUAUUUUGUUAAAGGGUAACGAAACGUUAAACUUUGGCGUUCUGUGGCAAAAGUCAAGCAAUUUUGAUCUUCAGUUUUUCGCAAAAAAAGCCUUGACUGCGACUUUUUUUUUUCUUACUAAUUUUUUUAAUUUAUAAUUUUAGUUUGGGCCAAAGCAAUGCUGGAUCACUCUGCACAUUAUCAACACGUGUACCACCAAACUCUGCUUCCGUGUCCUUCCCCCUAACCAAGAGUUAUUCCGUAUCACCCCCUUAAGCGGGUUUGUUCUGGCUGGUCAGAAGACUUACGUUAGCAUUAAUCGACUGGUAAGUCUUAUUUUUUUAAAAUUUUAAUUAAUAAAAUAAUUUUUUUAAUUUUAAGUUGCAAGAACUUUUAUCAUUUUUUUGAUAAAUAAAAGAUGAACCUGAGUUUUCAGAAAUCCGUGACUCACAACGAUCAACUUCACAUCGAGUACGGUCCGGACACUGGAGUGCAACAAGCUGCCAUUCUGUUUGACGAUAAACUGGUCGAUUCCGAGAGACUGACCGUCUCUGUCUUCUCUAUAGGAGAGGACAAUCCAGAAGAGAAGAAAGUACGAUCAGCUAUUCUUUCGAUAACAUCUCCAAUUGUUUAUAUAGUCUUGUUGUUGGCUUUUCUUACUGUUAUCUUCUCUUAUUGUCACCUAUUCUCAUGUUAUCUACUUUUGUUAUCAGUUGUAACUGUUUUCUUUUCAGUGA
This is a messenger RNA of Bursaphelenchus okinawaensis, 1095 nucleotides long. The record is from the annotation of a GenBank genome assembly. NCBI's taxonomy places the organism in Eukaryota, Metazoa, Nematoda, Chromadorea, Rhabditida, Aphelenchoididae.